AUGGCGGUGUCUAAUGAAUGUCUAUGGUUCCCGAUUGCAAGAGAUGCCCAUGAAACGGAAACCGGAGCAGGAAAGAGGGAAUUGAGAUUGAAGCAAAGUCGUUAUCUCUUUCGAAAGAUGAAAAAGGGUUCGUGGGGAAAAGAGAGUGGGAGAAGAAAAUUGAGUUUUUGUUGGUACAGGAAGAACAAAGACAAAUAA
Molecule: messenger RNA, 198 nt
Organism: Sphenostylis stenocarpa
Lineage: Eukaryota; Viridiplantae; Streptophyta; Magnoliopsida; Fabales; Fabaceae
Source: the annotation of a GenBank genome assembly